GCUGUGUGUAGCUGCUCUUAUCAACACACACACACUUCCAGCAGAUUUUAUUUCUUCUGCAGACUCGGAUCUAACAACUGUACCCUCAUAAACCCGGAGCCGGACUACCUCCUGAACCCAGACCCAGAGAUUGUCCGGGUUUGUUCGUGUCAGUGUUUGUUUUUUUCCCUGAUGAGAAGAGGUCGGCUGAAGUUUGCAGCUCUGAGCUGAAGAUGCAGAACUCCAAGAGCUUCAUGUUGGAUGAUUUCCUCGCAGGAUGGAUCGGCGGUGAGUGAUGAGAGGUUUUCCAUGUGUUUUUGUAGAGAGAGAGAGAGAGAGAGAGAGAGAGGGGUCUUCUCUCCCUCUCUCUUUAUGGUCGGCUUGUUUAGGGGGUCUGUGGGGGGAGGGGGUCCAUGCAUUCAAAAGGAUCUGCAGACAUGUUUGGACUGAAUGCAAAAGUAGACGCUGAUCUGAGAUUUUCUCGAUCAGCAGGAAAAAAACCUGCAGGAUUCCCCCCAUGUGUCCUCAUCCAGGGUAAAGAAUGGAGGGUCUGCAGUGAAAGUACCCCCUCCCUCUGUUUUCCCACCCUGAUAAAUAGACCCCCCCCCUCCUCUCCUCUGGUCUAUUUUCCAGUGAACAGAGAUAAAGUCUUAUCACCUCUUUGCAUGUUUCCAAUGAAGCUUCAGCAGCUGAAGUUUCAAUUCCUCUGCAGAAAAACCGCUUUUUGGAGAAGAAUACUGCUGCAGUGACAGGCUGUGGCCGCGAGGGGCGCAGCUGCAGGGGGGCACAAACAAAAGCAGGCCUCUGCCCCCCCCCCCCAAGAAAGUUGAGGAGCAGUGAUCAAACUUUAGGUUUCAUGAUUAGAGCACAAGGAGAAGAUUAGACAGGAAAUGGGUCAAUGUCUCUUUUGGUAAUUGGACAUAACAUUUGGAAAACAGAUAUCAAAAACAUAAAAAUGACUGUUUAUUAGAUUUUUGUUUUAAUAUAGAAAAAAACAAACUUGAACUACAGCUUGAUUUUCUUUUUUGUUGUCUGGAACAAGUGAGGAAAAGUCACAUAAUGGUCUGAAUAUUGACUUUUAUCUCUAAAAAGAAAAGAAAAUAUUGGGGGAUCCGAUUAUUUUUUUUUUUUUGGGGGGGGGGGGUCAUAUUACUGAUUAAUUGGCCAAUUUUUAAAUUUUCUUUAUUUAUAUAUAUAUAUAUGUAUAUACUUUAUUUUAUUUUUACAAUAAUAUAUAUUUGAUCAUACAGAUAGCAUCACUAAUACAUGCAAAAACUAAAAAAUAUUAACUUUUUUUUUGUUUGUUUUUGAUCGCUUUUUGGGGACCCCUACUGGCCGUGGGGCCCUAAGUUGGUGCUUAGUUCACUUAUGCCUUGGGAUGGCUCUGAUGGUCUGUCAAAAACAGUGUCCAAAAUGGUGAACAUUAUUUUCAUGAUGAGAAAAUAUCAUACACACAAGAAUAAAUGGAACAACAGCAAACCCACAAUAAACUGUUUUAAGACUGAAAUUAAAAACGAUAAAACAUCCUUGAGAGGAAAAUCAGUCUAUGAAUGAACUGUAUGAGACAAUGUCAAAGUCUCUUUCUCUUUAAAUGUAAUCCUAUUUCUUUAACACGCUUAAAGCACUUUUUUGCUGAAAUGUCACCCUGUUAUUAUUUUUAUUUUAUAUUUUUUACCUUGUUACUGUGUGACAGGUUUGUGCAUUUAUUUCCUCAGAUGAGUUCUUUAUGUAUUUCAUUUCAUAUUGAAAUGUACGACAUAUUGUUAAGUCAAAUAAAGCUGAAAAAAAGAAGAGUACAAGGACUGUUUUUAAAGACCUCCAUCAGCUGAUUUUAGUGGAGUAUGAUCCUUUAAAAUGAAUGAAAUAAAAAUCUGUAUAAAAGGACGAAAAGUUAUUUAACACCAGAUAGAAAUCCUGCAGGUCAAAAUGUUUCACCAAAAUAAAAGCCUUUAAUAAUCACUCCUAAAGAGAAUAAUUUUGGUUUAUUUAAAUUGACCAAAACAAUGUAAAAGUAGAAAAUACUGAGUAUCCAAAGUCGCAAACUAAUAACACAUUUAAAUUUAAGUUUUCAAAAUAAAAGCUUGAAUAAAGAGAGAAAUGCCGACCUUUUUCAACCCUGAGAAUCAAUAAGGUUUAAUAUUGAUCCAGUUAAACUGACUCCUCUGUGUGUCUGCGCUGAAAUACUGUCGUUCAAAAUGGACUCAAACUCUCUCUGUGUUGUUGGUUUGGUAACAAAAAGGCGAGAACGACAGCGAGUGUUCAUUUACAUUCUCCUAUUGUCCUUCAAUGAACGGAGUACCUCUGAAAACGACCUGUUUCCCUCUGCAGACCCUCAAGACCCUGUUUAUUAACAUGGCAGAGAAGUGUGUGUGUGGGUGGGUUCACUCAGGAUGGACUCUAACUUAGACAGCACCAUGUGUGUUUCUCACUCAGUUCUCAGUUUUAGUAUUUUCUGUGUCUGAGUUUGAAACAAAAGUUUCGUAGUUGUUCGGUCGGUAUGUUCACGACCUUCAGUGUAACUUUCCAAGGACACUGAGUCUGAUAAAGUACGGCUCCUGACUUCACUCAUGUUGAGUCUGACUCCCACAGAGACAGAAGAAGAUUAAAACACUUAUUUAAUAUAAUUUUCCUCAUAUUCAACUUUCUUUUGUCAUUCAAAGUGUCACUUUACAUUUGUGAGCUGUCGGUCUAUCGCUGCACUAAAUGAAUCAGUCUGAGGUGUAGUUUAUAUAUGUCCGAUAGGAUAAUCUGGAAAUGCACAAUAAUAAGAAAAAUCUAAAGUAUCUCAGCUUCAGUCUUCAUAUAACACACCUCUUCCCUUUACCUCUAUUAUCGACUUAAAUCAGAUUUUAGCUCCAACCCCUCCAGUCCUUACCCUGUAAACUCUAAUAAUCACUAAAUAUUCUUCUUAUUAUCUGAACUGGUGUUUUAAACUUCUCAUGAAAACUCCUCUCCUCUUCUCAGAGUGAUUUAUCUCUUUGUUUUUCCUCAUUUUUCCUCGUUUCUCUGCUGCAGGAGCCUCCAGCGUGGUCGUGGGCCAUCCUCUGGACACAGUGAAGGUAUGUCUGAUCUUUGGUGUGACUGAACCACGCUCCAGUCCUUUUACCACACAGAUUAAAACAAAAGAACAAACAUCUGCACUGCAUCUGGAGCUAAUGUGAUUGUUUGUUAGACUCUUAUUUAAUCGCUCUUAUGUAAGUAAAAUUAAGAGCAGUUUGACAUACUAAAGACAUUUUACAACAAAGACAAUUGCGUGCUAAGAUGAGUACUUUUGGCUACAUGUGGUAUUUUAUGGCAGUAUUUCUUUCUGAAUCUGACCAAUGGAGCAAACGUGUCUGUCGGAAAACUGCAGUUCCUCUAACGGCCACUUGAGGCUGACUCCAAGGAGUCCCAUCAAAGCCUGCAUGAAAAUACAAGAUUUAAUCACCAAGAAGAACUUUUGGACUCAGAAAAAAGCAUCACGCAGUAUUUCCGUCCUUCUUGGGUUUUCCUGCUUUAUCGGCUUGAUGUCGGAUGUUAAAGUAGAUUACAGGUUUAUCGGACAAAAUGCCAAAAAAGUCUUGAUUCGCCGACUAGAAAAAAACCUUCUCACUCUCCUCGAGUAAAAUCAGGAAGACACUUUCAUACCGUUUUGAUGAUUUCUAAUCAUGAGUUGAAUCUGAAUUUCUCGGUUCCUCUCCUGCAGACGCGGCUCCAGGCUGGAAAAGGCUACAAGAACACUUUCCACUGCGUCCUGACCAUCUACAAGAAGGAAACGGUAAUUAUUUACACUUUUUAAACUUCGUGUAAAGUCUUUAUUUGCUACCAGAACUCAAACCAGCCUGUCUCCAAAAACAGCUGUUGCUAAUCGUCUUAAACUCUCCAGUCUGAGUCCACAGCAAACUCGGCUUUCACCAGGGUGUUUUAGAGCGAUCCCACAGUGGUGUGACAUUCGAUUGGUGCGAGUGAAGUCAGACGAGCGUGCUCAGAUGUUUUUAAAAGUCAGAAAAGUGUAAGAUGUAGAUGUUUUUGUUGCAAACCCUCUAAUUGGCGAGUGAAGAUGGAGUUUCAUCGUUAUUCCAGACUUUCCUUCCAUCUUCAAACACGAGCUGGUGAAGUCCUUCAUGACCUCGUGAUAACAAGUCUGUGAGCCGUGGAUUCACUGCUGCAAACACUUCGAAUGAUGGUGAAGUAAAACAGAAACAGACACUUCAUUGUUCAGACAAACAGAUGAAUAGUUAAUAUGAUUCCUAACAGAGUUUCAAAACAUGCAGUAACGACAUUUUUCUUCUCCCUGCAUUUAAGCGACUUUUGUUGGGAGUUUCACAAGAUUUCUGGAGAGACAAAAAACGUAGAAUCAACUCUUUCUGCCUGUUUCUCAUCUGCUGACUGAAGUAGUUUACACCCUUUCCAUCCUCUCCUCUCACUCGCUUCAGUGAUCUUUGUUUGUGCACAAUAAUCUUUUUUUCUAUACAUCAUAUUUAACUCCGCUCACACUGUAAUUACCCCCAUCUCGCUCAGCUUGGGUCCUCCGCUCUGUUUCUUUUGUUUUCUCCACUGACCCAGUUUUCCGGCUCUGUUUGUCGAAGCUUUGUUUCUGUUAAAAUCACGUUCCUGAUCGUCUGCCGACUGUACAGAAACAGACUAACAGGAGAGAUUCGGUCGAGUUCGAUCGUGAAAAAGCUUCAGUUUUUCUCAGAUUGUGAAACUUCUUUGUGGUUGAAGAGGAAUCUUUUACUAAAGUGAUCGUUGACUCCUCCACACAUGUGUCGGUUCGAACCCUGCAGUCAGAUGAUUCGGUGGACAGCUGGGUUUGAAUUUCAACAUGUGUUUCUCAAAUUCCUCCCCACCCCCCCCCACUUGGAAACGCUUUUUCCACGGAGCAGAAACCCAAAACAUUUGGCAGCCCCGUCCAUCCAUUUUUCAUCCUGCAUUGUUGGCAGAGACCAAAAUAACUCCAGGAAAGUUUCCUGAUAAAAAACACUCUCUGUGGGUUUAACCCUCUGAUGGCUCCGUGUCUGCGCUCUUUCAGGUCAUGGGGUUCUUUAAGGGCAUGUCUUUCCCGCUGGCCAGCAUCACCGUCUACAACUCAGCCGUGUUCGGCUUCUUCAGUAACACACAAAGACUUAUUAGCAAGUAUCGCUAUGGCAACGAGCGGCAUCCCUGCGGCAUGUUGGACCUGACUGUCGCCAGCAUGCUGACCGGACUGAUGUCGGUGGGAAUAGGAGCCCCCGUGGAUCUGGUCAAGAUCAGGCUGCAAAUGCAGACGCAGACCGUCUUAGCAGGUACGUUUGAGACCUUUAAGGUUCUUAUUUUGGACUUUUGACCUUUCUGUGCUUUUCUGGGGGUUCAAAUGACUUUCGGAGUUCAUGCGAACUUCCUAAAAUCCCUCAAAUUCAACUCCAGGUUGUAGUUUUAAAGGGAUAUUCUGGUACUUCAUCCUGUGAUUAAACUCUUCUGACCUCCGAUUUAUCGCUUUAUGAGUUCAGUGGAAACUCAGAGGAUAAAACUUUAUUCAGAAUAUUCAGACAUAAAGUCUGAUUCACUCCGCCUGAAUGUCUGCAAGUCAAAGUCGUGCAGCAAAACUCUCCUAGAAGGGAUAUUAAAGGGAAGAGUUAGACCCCCCCUCCAGAGAUGAAUGUUGUCGACCGCUUGCUUCUCUAGUUAUACCAACUUUAGUAACGACCGCACGAUAGCGAUACAGAGAGCCACGCCCUCAACCAAAACGCCACUCUAUAGCCACAAAUAAUGCUCAGAACAGCACCUAACUUCAUCAACAGGACAUAUAGGGUCACAGCCAUAGUACUAGACACCAAAUGUUCUUCCUUGAGCUGCGACACCCCGCUGAAUCUUUGUAACUUUGACUCAUUUCUUUAGCAAAGAGACUAAACACAACUCACCUGCUCUCUUCCAGCAGCCGCUUGUUUGUAGCGAGACCUCAGGCCAGUCCAUUACGGACUCAGCGGGGUGUCGCAGCUCAAGGAAGAACAUUUGGUAUCUAGUACUAUGUCUGUGACCCUAUAUGUCCUGUUGAUGAAGUUAGGUGCUGUUCUGAGCAUUAUUUGUGUCUAUAGAGUGGCGUCUUGGUUGAGGGCGUGGCUCUCUGUAUUGCUAUCGUGCGGUCGUUACUAAAGUUGGUAUAACUAGAGAAGCAAGCGGUCGGCAACAUUCAUCCCUGGAGGGGGGGUCUAACUGUGUGUUUGACCCUAACUUAAAUUAACGCCGGAAUAUCCCUUUAAGGAGAGUUUCGACUUGCAGACAUUCAGGCGGAGUGAAUCAGACUUUAUGUCUGAAUAUUCUGAAUAAAGUUUUAUCGUCUGAGUUUCCAUGAACUCAUAAAGCGAUAAAUCGGAGGUCAGAAGAGUUUCAUCACAGGAUGAAGUAGCACGAGGAACAUUUAUUACCUUUUAUUGGCGGAGAGUCACUCCAAGUUCACACCCUUCACACCUGCCGUCAAGCGAUGACUCUCUGUGGUAUUUUGCAUCGUCACAGGAGAGACAGAGCGUUGAGUUAAUGAAAUAAACGGUAGAUCUGUUUAUAGUAAAAAUUAAAAAACUUUGGAGUUUGUUUGAUAAAGUUUUCGCUCCUUACAGAAAAUUUGCACCUUGCUGGAAACGUGUCAAACGGCAGCGAGAUCCCUCUGCGCUCCGUCGACAUCCCCAGCCAGAGACUCUACAGAGGCCCGCUCCACUGCAUCAGCAGCAUCCUGCAAACUGAGGGCCUGCAGGGCCUGUACAGGGGGGGCGGGGCCAUGGUCCUCAGGGACGUCCCCGGAUACAUGCUCUACUUCAUCCCUUACACCAUCUUCUGUGACCUGCUGAAGCCGGACGCCAUGUCCAGUCCUCAUCCCUGUUCCAUCUGGCUGGCUGGAGGACUCGCAGGUAAAUAUGACGGUCUGUCCACGGCGGCGCCGUAGGCUGAGGUUUAACGCUGUCCGGUCACUGAGGUUGGAUUUUGAGCAGGUGGUGUCAAAGAUAAGGACAAAAAUGUGGACACCUCGUGCUCUGACUCAAACCGGAGGAGUGGAGAUGGUCAGGGGGGUGGAGUCAAGUCCUGAUGAAUCCUGAUAAACCGCUCCCUGUGGGUCAGAUCUGACUCACAGAUCCUGUUUGUCCCAAUCAGCCCAGCCUUGAAUUCCAGGCGCGUCUAAAGACUGAAAAAUACAGGGUGUGUCUUUAGAGCGUAGCCGCAGCGUUGCGUAUCACACAGCAAGUAGAUCGCCAUUCUGAUCAAUGCAGCAAAGCGUUCAGAGCGCGUAUCAGCUCCGUCACAGCAUCGAAAGCGGCGGGUCUAUUUUUGCUGCUCUACACUUCCAAUGCGCGUCAAUCUACACAGAGAUGAUCGUUCUAGACAGGAAGUUAGGCACGAAAACCGCACAUGUCGUCCGGUAAAUUUCAAAAUAAAACACCAUAUGUGAACUCCAGACUGUGUAUCAGUUCGUGUAGAUGAGAAAUCCUUCCUGGUUCUGGAUUUAUCAGUAACACAGAACAAUCUGACGGUCGAUCCCUGAUCCAUGUGGACCCCAACAGGACUCUGAACUGCUAACAGCAUAAAGAAACAGAGUUUACUUUGUUAAACACGAGUAAAUCUGCAAAAACACAAACUGUAAAAUCACUUAAAGCUUUUUCACAGACAGUAGAGGCUCAACAGUCACUGAAUUAUAUCCAAAUUAUCAGGAAAUCGACCACAGAAAGGAAAAACAACCUGUUGUGAGCCUGUUGUUUCCUCUACACUGACCGGGGCUGAACUACGCCGCUGCUCCACUCCAAAUCCGCUGAUCCUGUUUGAGAUCAGAUGGCUUAUCGUGGCAUUAUCAGACAGUGAGUGUCUAUAAAAGGGCCAAAUUAUGAAAAGAAACAUGUUUUUGGCAUGGCAACAGUGAAGGAGGCCUCUAGAAUACUGGGGCGUUCAGUGGUUGAAGUGAGGGUUACACACAUGCAGUAAAAGGGUUUUAUGUGUGUAACAGAGUCUGUUUGACCGACAACAACAAAAAUAUUUAUAAAUGGUUUGAUGAAAAGUUUUUCUGCGGAUGGUUCAGCGAGAAGGAAAGUGAGGUUUCAAUUUAAUGUUUGGAGGACUUGACGGCCUCAGAGCGGAUCAGUACAGAUCCUCUUUAAACCACGAUCCCUCAGAUCAGCUGCUGGAAGGAAACAGUCGCUCCAAAUCUAAAAAAAUCAACAGUUUCAUUCUCUGGAUCUGGUUUGUCAGAAGUGGACGUGGAUUCUGUUUGUCGCAGCUCUGUGAAGUGUGUCGGUUGUUUUUACUGCCCCGGGAAUCCUUUAUGAUUCUGAUAAGAGUCAUAAAGUGAGGAUGUAAACACGUCUGACCCUGUAUCACCUCUGUGAACGGUGUUGUUGGCGUACGACUCGUGAUCUCGUGAACAUUAUAGCUUUAGCUCCGUUUUCAGGAGAGCUCAGAUUUUUGGGGCAGGAAAGGGUGUGUAAACUUGCAGCCAACCACACGCUUCGACCCGGGAGAGCAUGAGCAGUGUGGGUCGGGUAAACAGAGAGUAUCCUGUGGACUCUGAUUUGGGGGAAUGUGUGGCCUCUGAGGUUCGAGCAGAUUUUCUUCCAGAUGCAGUCCGGCUGGCUGAGUACGAACACGUGACAGAGUCAGCACGUGGUGGACAGAGAGCUGAAAUCAGCGGUGUGCCAUAAAUCUGUGACAUGUGGAAGUUUGGCCCCGCCACCAGGCUCUGCAGCUGAGUGAUGAGCUGUGCUGCGAUUUCACAGAGCGGCUGAUUAUGAAAUUCUUAAUUUUUUAAAGGACGUGUGAGAAAUUUUAGUGAAAAAGACGCUCUCUCAGAUUGAGCUUUUCACGCAAUCAAACAGACUUCUUUUCAUUUUUCUUUAGCCUCACCUGAAGCUUCUAAAUGAAGAAACUUUGACUUUCCUGAGCAUCAGGACUCUGCUGAGUAAAACCCAAAAACAAAAGGAUUAAAACGAAGUAAAAACUGAGGCGAGGAACUGAGCUGGUAACUCCAAAACAGCCUGUUCUGACCGACUGCAGAUACUAAUUGUUGUUCUUCUCGUCUCCAGGGUCCAUUUCUUGGGUCACGGCCACGCCGGCUGAUGUGGUGAAGAGUCGAAUGCAGGCGGACCCUCAGCUGCAGAGGAAGUACAAGGGGAUCUUACACUGCAUCAUCCACAGCUACAAAACCGAGGGAGCACAGGUGAGAUCAGACUCCAUGGGUCUGUCUGAGGGAAACUCAGUUACAGAAGUUCAUGCAAUUAAAAAAAAUGUUAUAUUUACGACUCGGUGCAUCAAAGCCGACACUUCCACGACACUUCACGCAUCAGGUUGCGUUUAGUGUGAACGCAUUUUCCCACGGUUAGGUAGGGCAGCACGAUGAAUCGAUUUUAGAUUCUAAUCAGAUUAUUUGAUUAUGAUGUAAAAAAAAUUAAAAUACGCAAGUCGAUUUUCCUCUCUAUCACGUCUCGUGCCUCCAGGCCACCGUAGACUCCUCCCCCUUCCUGCAGUUCCCACACACACCAGUGUAAACAAACAUGGCGUUUGCAAAAGAAGGCGAUAACUAUGUGGUUAAAUAAGACAAGAGCGAGUCAGUCGUGUUGAACUGGUACGACUUCACAGUUUCAGAUGAAGAGCAAACCACUCCCCGCUGCAAAGUCUGUGUGAAGGCGGUAUCAACCCGUCACCACGGAAACGAAUUCAGGAGUAAACGCUUAAGUUUUUUGUCAUAUCGGCGUUUCAGGUGACUGUAAACGGUACUUUUUGAAAAGGGGUCAGAGAGUGCGUAAAUUUGUAAACGACGACCAUUUCAUAUCCGUGUGGAUGUUUAUCUACAUCUCUGGAAACGAUCAUGUGACACACAGCGUAACUCUUUUAUGGCGCCUGAGCGUGUCCAACCAAAACUCUUGUUCUGUCUUCUUGUUCUUGUUCAGUAAGUGCGUCACAGCGCCACUUACUGGCUUGGCAUAUGAACUACAUUGUUUUGAGAGAUGGUAGAAAAACUUUUUAUUUUUGAAGUGAAGUUUAGUGAAGUUGUCACUUGAUAAAAAAUAAAAAAUCGUGUUUUAAAAGAUUUUAUUUUUGGCCGAAAUCGUGCAGCACUACCUGAAACCUGCUCUACCAGGAACCGAAUCAAAACUCCAGGUUCUGUGAUAAAUCUGUCGAGUAUUUUCAUGUCCUACCUGAACUGUAAAAGGGUCACAGUUCAGCUUUGACUCAGUUUCAUUUCUUCGUCUGUAGAGUUAUAGAAUUACAUAACAUAUCAGGGCUGCCUGUUGACUGUACGGCAAUAACAGAUGGUCGGGUCGUUUGGACGUGAAACUCGAGAAAACAGUGUAACCCAAAUAAGAGUCAAGCUGCGUUCCCAAACAUGAACCCCCCCUGAAGUGUACUGGAGCAUGUGACUGUUCUUCAAUGAAGGAUCGAGUCACAGCAGGACGUUCAGGAUAAAUACAAAAUACAGACAUCAGCUGAUCAGAGAUUGAUCAGGAAUAAAGUCCUUUAAAGUCAAGUUCCUGAAAAAGAGACCAAUCCUGCAACUUCAGACAAAACGAAGAAAAGUCUCAGAGAUGUUGAAGUGAUUUCAGACCUGAAUCAAACCACCACAGGUAGUUUUUAUCGCCUUAGAAAGUCCUAAAGGGGGUCACCACAGCUGAAGAUCUGCAGCCGUCUCGACCCUCCGUCAACAAGAGCUCUGCGUCCAAACGCUGCGUUCGAGUGUCAGGGUUCGUACUGUUCAUUACGUUACAAACAGAACAGACUCCCAACAGGGACCAGCUUCAGUAAACACGACAGUCAUGUGAUCAAUACCUGAAGGUCAAUGGUGUUAAAGGAAGUGAACUAGACUGCUGAUGUGGACAAAACGCCGGAUCGAUGAGGCGGUUAUCAGAGGACGCUGACCCCCAAAGAAAAACACCGUUCACAGAACACUGAGUGUCUAAACAGAGAGACUUUGACUGUUUACUCACAAAGACCUUGACUGGGUUAUUUAAUCCAUGAGCUUUUUUUUAAUAUUAUAUAAUCUGAAGGAAUAAUUCAGGUCUGUUUGAACCUGGAUCCUGUUGGAUUAUGUUCAGGUGGUUUCAAAGAUUUUAAAGGUCAGCCCCUGCGGAACAUUCGACCCAGGAUUAUGACAUUUGGUAAACAUACGUGUCACAUCCAGACCGACCGGAGUGACUAUGCUGACCUGAAUUUUAGUCACCGUCUGGGUGCGCGAGCGAGGCGUUAUUGACGCGCUUCUAGUACAAUCCAAUAUCUGAUCCAAGGUCGGUGUUCAGUUAUAUUUUUGCCAUUUAUUGAUUCAGUGAAAAACAAACAAAAAGUAAGAAAGAUACGUCCAACUUAUGACAAGGAUGAUGAGGUGAUGAGGGUGAAAGUGGUGUCAGAGAUUAGCGGUAAACACCGUGAGCUCUUCUGUUCCCCAGAUCACUGCUUCACCUGUGUCCUUUUUGUAGCGUUUACCUGCCCGUUCACCUUAAGUGCCCCUUGUGGUGAUUGUGGGAGUAACAAAACAAAACCCAAAAAAUAUAACAGAUAAAAUGGCUCAUACGCCUACAAAAACGCAACAAGAUAUCGAUGAUUCUGUAUAAAACUAGGAUCUUAAAGGUGGGGUAGGCAGGAAUCCGUUAAAGAAGCAUUUUUGUGGUGGAGAAACAAAAACCUUUUAAUAUCAGUCAAUAGUUAUUAGUUAUUGAUGACAUUUGGUAAUAUAUGGAUAUCUCUGUGUUCUCUUAUGUCUGUGUCGUCAACAUUUGAACAUUUUUGAGCGGUCCGCUCUUUCUGACUGUAAACAAAGCCGUUCUCCACCUCCUCUAACCUGAUUGGUUGCGAGGCAGACGCUGCUCCCCCGUGUCGUUCAGGAGCCCAAACAAAGUUAGCGUGCUACAAUAUCGGACAGUAGAAACCAACCAGAAAGUUCGGAAAAUUGUCUGAAUCCUCCUUUGGCCACGACUGCCGACACAAGCGAGAAAACAAAGUAAAUACCGGAGACUCUGGAGGAAUAACGGGCGCUUAAAACGGAGGUAGACCGGACAAGAGCUAAAAAGCCGGGUCAACAUAAACGAUGGGGGACGCUUGGGGAUCUUGGUGACCCUGUAACCUUUCUGCUGGACAGGUAAACCGCUUUAACAAAGUAAGACAAGUGUCUGUAACAGAAGUGUUUCUUGUCAAACGGACCUGCUGUAGCGUGUUGUAGCGCCAUCGCUAAACUGUCCUCCCUCGGGUCCUGGACUAUGUCACUUUAUCCUCGUUGUAGAAGUCCUGCAAACAUUGUGUUUGCUGGUCGUCUGUUGGCAUCUACAGUAGCACCAAUGCUUUUGACUUUCACCUUGACUGGGCCCCAUUUGUAAUGAUCUGAAGUAUUUAUCUGCAUUAUAUCUGAAUUUAAUUGGAACGAUACGAGCGAGCAGGAGCGUCUGUUUGUGGGCGGGGCUUGAGGGGAGAGAGAAAAAGAGAGAGAGAGAGUGUUUCUCUGUGUUGUAUCUUUAACUCUGUGGCUCUAAAACAGUUGAAGUGUGUUUCUGCUCGAUGAGGUUUCUAUGAGGUGAAUAAAUGUUGGUUCAGUUGAUCUUCAGGACGGCUGCAGCUUUAAGAACUUCUGCUUGUUGGAGUUUGAGAGUCUAAAGUUCACAGAGACACUCCUCUUCCUGGAUUGUAGAUAAACUGGAUUUCCCCUCCCUCCUCUCUCUCACAGCUCACUCCACUCUGCUCACUCACUUCCUUGUUCCCUCCCCUUCAGAUCUACAGUUGAGGUUGGGUGUAACCGCCGUGUGCUGAGCUGAUCCUGCUGACUCACACAUGUUGUUGAGAUCAGAGCUCAGACUAGUUUCACUUCUCAGGAAAUAAAACUCAGUCAGUCGUCGACAGCGAGUGUUGAAAUGGCGCAGAAAGGAGUUCAUCUGGACCGUGAGUCUUUCUCUUGUUCCAUCUGUUUGGAUCUUCUGAAGGAUCCGGUGGCUGUUUCCUGUGGACACAGCUUCUGCAUGAGCUGUAUUCAAUCCUACUGGGAUACUGAGGAUGAGAAGAAGAUCUACAGCUGUCCUCAGUGCAGAGAGACUUUCAUACAGAGGCCUGUCCCAAUAAAAAACAUUGUGUUAGCAGGUUUAGUGGAGGAACUGAAGAAGAGCGGACUCCAAGCUGCUCCUGAUGGUUCCUCUGAUGCUGGACCUGAAGAUGUGGCCUGUGACGUCUGCAGUGGGAGAAAACUGAAAGCUGUCAAGUCCUGUCUGGUCUGUUUGAUCUCAUUUUGUGAAAAACACCUCCAGCCUCAUUAUGAAUCUCCUGCCUAUGCUAAACACAAGCUGGUGGAGCCCUCUAAGAAGCUCCAGGAGAACAUCUGCUCUCGUCAUGAUGAGGUGAUGAAGAUGUUCUGUCGCACUGAUCAACAGUCUAUCUGUUAUCUCUGCUCUGUGGACGAACACAAAGGCCACGACACAGUCUCAGCUGCAGCAGAAAGGACUGAGAGGCAGAAAGAUCUGGAGGAGAGUCGAGAAAACAUCCAGCAGAGAAUCCAGGACAGAGAAGAAGAUGUGAAGCUGCUCCAACAGGAGGUGGAGGCUAUCAACGGCUCUGCUGAUAAAGCUGUGGAGCACAGCCAGGAGAUCUUCAGCCAGCUGAUCCGUCUGAUGGAGAAACGCCGCUCUGAGGUGGAGCAGCAGGUCAGAUCCCAGCAGGAACGUGAAGUGAGUCGAGUCAAAGAGCUUCAGGAGAAACUGGAGCAGGAGAUCACUGAGCUGAAGAGGAAAGACGCUGAUCUGCAGAAGCUCUCACUCACAGAGGACCACAACCAGUUUCUGAACAGCUACCCCUCACUGUCAGAACCGGGUCAACCUGCAGAUUCAUCCAGAAUCAACAUCCGUCCUCUGAGAUACUUUGAGGAGGUGACAGCAGCUGUGUCAGAGAUCAGAGAUAAACUCCAGGAUCUUCUGACAGAGACGUGGACAAACGUCUCACAGGCAGUGACUGAUGUGGAUGUUUUACUGUCAGAACCACCAGGACCAGAACCAGAACCCAAGACCAGAGCUGGUUUCUUAAGAUAUUCACAAAGAAUCACACUGGAUCCAAACACAGCACACAGAUAUCUGUUAUUAUCUGAUGGAAACAGAAGAGCAACAAGGACAGAAGAAGAACAGUCUUAUCCUGAUCAUCCAGACAGAUUCACUGAUUAUAAUUGGCAGGUCCUGAGUAGAGAGAGUCUGACUGGACGUUGUUACUGGGAGGUGGACUGGAGAGGGGUCGGGGUUGGUGUAGCAGUCGCAUACAAGACUAUCAGGAGAGGAGGGGAAUCUUUGGAUUGUUUAUUUGGAGUCAAUGACAAAUCUUGGAGUUUAGACUGUGAUAAAAACAGUUAUAGAUUUGGUCACAACAACGUCUUCACUCGUGUCUCAGGUCCUCUGUCCUCCAGAGUUGGAGUGUACCUGGAUCACAGAGCAGGUAUUCUGUCCUUCUACAGCGUCUCUGAAACCAUGACUCUCCUCCACAGAGUCCAGACCACAUUCACUGAACCUCUACAUGCUGGACUGGGGUUAGACUACUGGUUUGGAGACUCUGCUGAGUUUAUAGAAGUGAAAUAAAGAGAAUUUUGAGUCCAUCAGACCAAAAUCAUGGACUGAGAUCCUUGAACUCUUGAAAUGUUCUGGUUUGUAAAUGUUUGUGGAUCAGUCUCACCAAAAACUCUGGGUUUAGUUCUUCAUUUCAGCUUUUUGAUUCUUUUCUAAAGAUGCUGAUUUGGUCGCAGCUUUAAGGACAGUGAUUGUGGAGAACUUUGAUUGUUUGUAUUUCUCAUGUUGAAAAAUCUUCAUCAAGUUUGAUAUCAACAACAUCAAGAUGAUGGUUUGUUCAAAUCACCUUCAGUUGGUGCAGAUGUUGAAGGUCUGAGACUUUAGAAAAAAGUGAGGUCAAAAUCACAGAAAAAGGACGACCUUAUUUCCUGUCCCAAAUCCAAGCGUCUAAAGUCUUUCCAGUCGUCCCCAAAAACUCUUCAGAUGAUCUGUUUCUUUCUCUGUUUGCUGAAUAUUUGUGUUCAUGUGAUCGAUGGAUAUUUCUGUCUGCUUCUGUUGGAUCAGUGUGUUUGUAAAGACAUCUAGAAUCAGACUUUGGACAGAUCUACAUGUUGUUAUGAGCUUUUCAAUCACUCUAAAAAUAAUAAUCACAUUUAUUAGUCCGACUGUUUGGAUGUUUCUGACUCAGCUCAGAUUGUGGUCAAGUCUCUGAUUGUGGGUAAAAAAAUCAUAAAAAUCCUCAAACUGAGUCACUGAAAUCACCUCGUCUGUUUGUCUUUAUUGUGUCUGUUUCUGCUGGAUGUCAUGUUACCGCUCCGUCCAAGUUUAUUUUUGACCAUAAAAGAGAAAUGAGACUUAUUUCUGUGGUCAAACUCACGUCUCUCACUUCUGUCAGUCCAAACUUAGAGAUACAGACAGAGAGAGAUUUGGAUUUAAAGACAAACUUCAUGUAAAAACGACUUUAAUCCCGUUAAUCCCUGACUCUUUAGAGUUAAUCUGGAUUUUAAACGUGUUUAAAGUUGUUUCACAUUUUGUAAAGUUUUAAGUCCACAUCAACUCAGAACUCCAGGGUCCUGGUCCAGGAUCAGGAAACUCUGAUCCGUGUCCUGAUUUGUGAGUCCAAUAAAAAGUUCGUUAUGAUUCCGACUUUUAGAUUUCUUAUUCCGAUAAAAGCGGCGCUGCUUCAUCUGUGUGGUGCAGACGUUCGUAGACACGCCCACAGCCGGCUGUAAACACCAGAGGAGAUAACGACAGUAAGUUCACAGUCCAAGUUCAUGGAGUCACGAGUUCAUGAUGGAGGACAGCAUGUGAGAGACGAACCAAGUUCAGGUUUAUGAACCGAUUAUGGGUCAGUCCAGCUGAUCUCUAGUCUAAGGAAAGAAGUCUGGUCCACAAGAAGAAAACCGACUUAAAGGUGAAGUAGACAGGAAUCUGUUAAAGAAGCAUCUUUUUAUUUGGUGGUUUUUAUACAAAAAAUCUUCUAAUAUCAGUCAAUAGUUAUUAGUUAUUGAUGACAUUUGGUAAUAUAUCGAUAUCUCUGUGUUCACUUACGUCUGUGGAGGUAGACCGGACAAGAGCUAAAAAGCCGGGUCAACAUAAACGAUGGGGGACGCUUGGGGAUCUUGGUGACCCUGUAACCUUUCUGCUGGACAGGUAAACCGCUUUAACAAAGUAAGACAAGUGUCUGUAACAGAAGUGUUUCUUGUCAAACGGACCUGCUGUAGCGUGUUGUAGCGCCAUCGCUAAACUGUCCUCCCUCGGGUCCUGGACUAUGUCACUUUAUCCUCGUUGUAGAAGUCCUGCAAACAUUGAUACGAUACGAAACGAUACAAGCGAGCAGGAGCGUCUGUUUGUGGGCGGGACUUGGAGAGGAGGAGUUGAGGGGAAAACUGGUUGGAGGGGUAGAGUUUACAUUCAAGAUUUCUCCUAAAAACUGGAACUAACUCAGAUCCUGACUACCGCACCUUUAAGGGGUCUUUCUUUGGUUGAUAUUGACCCCGUCCUUGUCUUGUCCCUGCAGGUUUUCUUCAGAGGAGCGUCAGUCAACGCUAUAAGAGGAUUCCCCAUGAGCGCCACCAUGUUCCUGACCUACGAACUCUCCCUGCAGUUCUUCAGGAGUCUCUAAAACGAAGGAAACGUCCCGGUGAUAAAAGGUGCUCCGAAGUUGUGUCACCCCGUCGGUGAGCUAGCUGCUUUUGAACUAAUGCUAACUCGCACCGACGACAACCAAGCCUUAAAACCGGACCACGACCACAGCGCCCCCAAGUGGAACAAAACAACUGGUGGAUCAGUGACUUUUUUGUCUUUUUGUUUUUUAAAAUCUUGUCUUAAAAGUUUUAGGACGCAGUGAAAAAAUCAAGUGCUCGGACGCCAAAGUCAUCCAUGUUUCUGCGAGUUAGUCCGACUGAAACCACUUUAGCACUUAACCAGACUAACGCUGAAACACUUCAAUCCUGCACUUUUUCAGACACUAUUUAUUCCUCCUCUAAUCAGAUAUGGAGAUGAUUCAUUAUGAUUGUCUUACAGUUAUUUCAGAGACUGUGAUAUUGACACCGACAUAGGUCAUAUAUCGUCACCCGUGAAGGCGAACACUAACUUUGUCUGUUAACUGAUGAUUAGUAACACAGCUGUAAUCGGUGUAUACGGCACGGUUAGUAAUUAUUGGAGGAUGGGACACGUGGAUGAUUUUGGUUUCUGCUGAAAAUGAACCAAAGACCCCCGUGUGCGUGUCUGUGUGUGUGUUUGUUACCGUGACAACAAAACGACCUGAAACUUUCUUUUUUCUUUUCUCCUCGAAGAAAAGCGAUUCGACGAGACUGUUUUUAUUCAGAGUUUGAAAACUUUUUGAGAGUAAAAGUGCACAACAGUUUUUUAGACCCACUUGACUGUAAAAAGUUUUCUUUAAUUCACUUAAACGUUUUCGCUAAUUUCUCCAAAUUUGUGUUUUUAUCCUGCAAAUCAACACGUCAAUGAUAACAGUGUUUUAUUCACCUGAAGAAGGGAGCAGUGCACUUUGAUUUCAUCGAAAUAUAGAGCUAACGUUGAAUAGAUUUAAAUGUUUUUAUAAAAGGAUGUGACAUUUUCAACAACAGCGAGUUUGAACUUUAAUCAUCUCCAUGUUUCAGUCGCAACUUUCUUUUAGCUGCUCCAACAUCGAUCUGUGGAGCAGCAUACGUUGUUGAAAAUGACGCAUCCUUUCGUAUGUGAAACUCGUGUUAGCAUACUUGUAUAUAAUAUGUGUGUUUCUUACAUUAAGAAAGUUUAUAGAGUUAUUCGAACUUCACUUUAACGUCGCAGUUACAUGACUGUCUGUCAAACCACGUACAGAAACUGUUAGUUUGGUAACAGAUGCUGCUUUUAAAGAUUCGCCGUCGAUGUGAAAAGAGGGCGGAAACUUCAAAAGUGGUGUGAACUGUUCCCGUCGUAGAAAGGAUUGUUACGAUUUCAGAGUAAAUACCGUCCAAAAACAAACCCCGCCUCUGCAGGUGAAACAGCUUUUAUAUCAUGUAAAUAAUGUGUAAAUAUGUGGAAACAUUCCAGAUGCUGGAGAGCUACAAGUGUCUGACUGUAAAUAAAUAAAGAUUUUAACGCAUCAACACGA
Xyrichtys novacula (pearly razorfish) is the source of this 18027-nucleotide messenger RNA. Lineage: Eukaryota; Metazoa; Chordata; Actinopteri; Labriformes; Labridae. The record is from the annotation of a GenBank genome assembly.